Messenger RNA from Diatraea saccharalis (sugarcane borer), 583 nucleotides. The record is from the annotation of a GenBank genome assembly. NCBI's taxonomy places the organism in Eukaryota, Metazoa, Arthropoda, Insecta, Lepidoptera, Crambidae.
AUGUCUCCCAGAUUAUUGCCUACAGGUAAGGCAAGUUAUGGUGAUCUUCUCACACAAGAAAGACAAAGAGGAGCGACAUUGAAACCUAUUUCAGCGUGUUGCGACAUACCGGAGUUGGGGGAUCCAAAACACUUAACAGAAUGUUCCAAGCCGAAAUUACUUGGACCCUGCAAUGAUGUUCAAUGUGUGUUCGAAAAGUCUGGUUUCCUAGUUGACAAGAACACUCUAAACAAGGACGUGUACAAGAGGCACCUCCGUAAAUGGGCCGAAAGCCACGAAGGCUGGACUGAUGCUGUGGAGAAAGCGAUCACCGAUUGCGUAGACAAAGAGCUCAGACAAUAUUUGGAUUAUCCUUGCAGGGCUUACGAUGUAUUCACGUGCACUGGUAUUGCUAUGCUGAAGAAAUGUCCGACGAAAGCUUGGAUAUGUUAAGGGAAAUAUAAAUUGUCACUAUUUUGUUACUUUGUAUAAAUUUAUUUUACUUAAAAUCAUUAACCAUCUCAAAAAAACUUAUGUUGGUAAGAAACUAAUUUAAAUAAAAUUAAGUAUUCAAUUAAUAAAGACAUAUAGAUCUAUUUUGACC